GAAUUUCAAUACGCGGCCCAAAAGCCCAUACGCAAGUUCUUUUCGCAGCCACCGCCUUCCGCCUCUCGUUCGUGCGCGAUCUCCGGCGGCGAUCGAUCGAGUGCAGAGAGUACUCUCCUGGGGUUCGACGUCCGACACCCCUUAAUUCCGAUAGGUGGAGUGGCGGAGACUGGAGAAAGAGGAGUAGGAGAUUAAGGUUUGCCUUGCUUCGCAAGUACACGGUUUUUUGCUGCAGCAUCAUGUGGAUCCGUCGGGGUCUUGCUCUCCUCAGAAGACUGCGACGCCCGGUGCAAUUGGCGGCCCCGCGAAUGCUUCCUCUCACGGGCACGACUGCUUCGUCGAGAUUUUACGUGCUUUCUUAUCAUCAUUGUUUGCGUGCAAAUUGUAAUGCGGGAACGCUCUUCCAUUCGAUGAAUAUAUGAACACCACAAUAUUGGUGUAACUCGAUAUGGCUAUUUCAAGUUUGGUUUUUCCUGGGAUAAACAUAAGUUGGAUUUGAUGUUGGGAAUUAUCCUAUCUGGACAAACAGUAUUUUUUCUUGGGGCAAAUAAGAAUUUUGUCUUUGCUCAAGAUGCUUCUGCAAUUGAAGCGUUUCCAGAGAAUGGUCAAGAGCAAGCACAUAUUACUGGUUUGCGUCGAAUUGAAGAUGGUUCUGUAAUUUCAAAUACUCAUACAACUAAGUGGAGAAUAUUUACAGAUAACGGAAGGGAACUGUCUCUGAAGGGAAAACUAGAUGAGGCUGAGAGAUUCUUCCAGGCUGCAUUAGAGGAGGCCAAAAAAGGAUUUGGCGAAAAGGAUCCACAUGUUGCAUCAUCAUGUAACAAUCUGGCAGAACUGUACAGGGUCAAGAGGGAAUAUGCCAAAGCUGAGCCCUUGUAUAUUGAAGCAAUUAGCAUACUCGAAGAUUCUUAUGGGCCUAAUGAUAUCCGUGUGGGAGCUGCUCUUCACAACCUUGGGCAAUUUUAUUUUGUAUUAAGGAAACUUGAACAGGCUCGUAAGUGUUAUGAGCGGGCUUUAAAGAUAAAGGGUCGUAUUCUUGGUUUUGGUCACACAGACUAUGCAGAGACAAUGUAUCACCUUGGAAGGGUUUUGUAUCUACAAAAAAAGGAGAAAGAAGCUGAGGAUCUUAUACGGGAAUCAAUUAGGAUUCUAGAGGAAGCUGGCAUGGGGGAGUCUACAAUAUGCAUAAGGAGGAUGAACUAUCUUGCCCAGAUUUUACUGAAAUCUAAUAGACUUAAUGUCACUGAGGGUGAAAAUCUUCAGAGAAAAAUCUUGCACAUAAUGGAACUUUCAAAGGGUUGGGACUCUGUUGAGACUAUAUUUGCAGCAGAAAAAUUGGCUCUUACCCUCCGGUCUCUUGGAAAUUUAAAUGAAGCAGAGGAACUUUUAGAACGAUGUCUUGCUGCUAAACAGAAGAUACUUCAUGAAAAUCAUCUUCAGGUUGCUGUAAAUAUGCUUCACUUGGCACAAUUAGCUAGGCUCAAAUCCAGCAACCUGCAAAAGGUGAAAAUUUCUGAAGCAAGGGAGGAACUAGACAAGGCCAAGCUACUUUUAUAUAGCUCAAUCAGGAUUGCAAAGGAAAAUUUAGGCUUUACAGGUGUGUCUCAGAAGAAUUUAAAAAAUAGCACCUUAAAUGAGAAGGAUAAACACCUUGCGCUGAUUACUUUGUUACAGGCACUGGAAUCUAUUAUUCCUUUGGAAGUCAAGAGACAAGAAUUGGCUGAACCUGAGGAUGCAUUGGAAUAUCCAUCAGAAAUUGAAGUUGCUCUUCGUGAGUGUAUUUCUAUAUUCAAAGAGUCUUACCAACGGAGCAUGGUUUUGAAAUACCCCGACGUCGAGAAGCAUUACAUCUUGUGCUUGAAGCACCUGGCGGAUCAUACCAUCACAAUUAUGAAAAACUCAGCCUUUGAAACAAUUAUGAAUGAAUCACAGAAGUCAAGAGCGCUGAAGGAUUUGGUAGAUGAAGCACAGCAAAUAGAAGCUGAACUAUCAUCAAAGCAGCACUAGGAUGGAACAUGUAACUUCAAGACCUGCAAUUGAGAGGGACGGAGGACGGAAGAACGGUCCAGUCCCCAUAAAUUAAAUAUUUCAUUAAUACCUUUUAUUUCAAGUAUGUCUUCCCUAACCAUCAAUGUUAACUACAUAAUUGGCCUCCCAAAGCAUGAAUUCUUGCUUUAUACUCGCAACUUAGGGUGGGUAACCGAUACAUCAAUCUCUGUGAUUGAGCUAUGUUAGUAUCUGAAUGUAAGAACUUGUUCAUAUCAAUAAGUUACUGGCUGCUCAUAUUCAUCAUACACAUUCAUGUAAUGCCAUCUUUUUUGAAAGUGCAUUAUGGAUGUUUUAUUUCUUU
Molecule: messenger RNA, 2350 nt
Organism: Zingiber officinale
Lineage: Eukaryota; Viridiplantae; Streptophyta; Magnoliopsida; Zingiberales; Zingiberaceae
Product: kinesin light chain 3-like
Exons: 19
Coding region: 499-2007 (502 amino acids)
Molecular function (GO): protein binding
Source: RefSeq, a predicted model, not a curated record